UUAUUCUGAAAAUCUAUUUGCAUAACCUACAAAUUGCAUGCAAUGUAGAUGUCUGAAACGUGGGGGAACGUUUGAAAAAGAAGAAGCUACACCGUGUGAACUUGUCAUUCUCCUUCCCCAGUUGAAAACGUUUUCUCCCGUUUGUUGUCCAUGGAAUACCGCCUACAUUGUGAUGUCAGACCAAGGACCCAAGCAGGAAGCAGGAGCGCUCGCGAAGUUGUCGCUGUGGCUGCUUUCUGGUACAAAUGGCGAGCGCCAUGAAAACAUGGUUAUUGACGGGAGACUUGACAAAAGUGCUAUUCUUAUUAAUUUGUAUUCACUUUACACGCCCGUUAAAUGCAGUGUCAGAGCCGGGUAAAUGGACCUUAAACGUCAACAGUGACACUUUGAAGAAGCAGAGCUUUUUCCUCUUCACCAAGACAAUGUUUAACAAUACUGUUAUUCAGCUGAAUUGGUUGAUGGAACACUGUGACCCUCCGGUAAAACUCAACAUCUCCUGGUACCUAAGGAGCUCCCGCUGCUUCGACGAGGUGUUUGGUCUCGACCCUCUGAAGGCAGGGAGCUACUUCAGGACGACAGCUGUGAAGCAGGAAGGAGGCAGUGGGUUCUAUGUGUUCCAUCAGCACCCUGCCAUUGAGUGCAAACAGCACAUGACCCGCAGUGAGUUCUUUCUCAACAAAUUUGAGGAGCCGACUAGGCUUACUGAGCCAGUUCAAGAACAGCCUGUCACUUACAAGGACCAAGGGAUGAGGAAAAGGAGCGCUGAGGAUCCAAAGGAGGCGGUUGCUGUCAAAGCAGAGGCAGCUGUGGGCACAGGGAAAGCCCCAGCCCCAGCUGCAAAUAAAGAAGUGACACCCCAGCAUCACUUUGAUGCAGAUGCUCAGACCUGGGAGGAUGGCCCUUACAUGUUCAUCAUCCACAUCCAAGAGAUCAAGGAGAAGAGCAGCACCGCCACUGACUCUGUCCCACCACAGAACUGGGUCAUCCAACUGGAAGUCAGUAUGAAGGGACCCCAUGACUACAUCUCAGCUUCAGAAUGGCCUCUUAUGAUCUUCUACAUGGUGAUGUGUGUCAUCUAUGUGUUACUGGGCCUGCUAUGGCUGGGGCUGUCCGCCUGCUACUGGAGAGAGCUGCUGAGGAUCCAGUUCUGGAUCGGCGGGGUCAUCUUCCUGGGCAUGCUGGAGAAGGCUGUGUACUACGCCGAAUUCCAGAGCAUCCGCUACGACGGACUCUCAGUCCAGGGGGCAGUAGUGUUUGCGGAGGUCCUAUCAGCAGUGAAGAGGACCCUGGCCCGUGUUCUUGUCAUCAUCGCUAGUCUUGGUUAUGGAAUUGUCAAGCCAAGGCUUGGUGCAUUGUUACACAGGGUGGUCGGGGUGGGACUGCUCUACCUUAUAUUCUCCAUUGUCGAGGGAAUCCUGAGGGUCAAUUCGGGACAAGUGGACAGUAGCAGACUACUGUGUGACAUUGUUCUGGCGUUCACUGACUCGUGCAUUGUGUGGUGGAUCUUUAUCAGCCUGGCCCAGACCAUGAAGCUCCUUCGCCUCCGAAGAAACGUGGUCAAGCUCUCCCUGUAUCGCCACUUUACCAACACCCUCAUAUUCGCUGUUAUUGUCUCAGUCAUUUUCAUUAUCUGGACGACAAAGACCUUCAAGUUUUCAAAGUGUCAGUCGGACUGGAGGGAGCUGUGGAUAGACAAUGCGUUCUGGCGGUUCCUCUUCUCCACCAUCCUUCUGGUCAUCAUGUUCCUGUGGAGGCCGUCUGCCAACAACCAGAGAUACGCCUUCAGCCCCCUAGUGGAUGAGGAGAGUGACGACGAGGCAAAGGAACAGCUGAUGAAUGAUGCAUUUGAUGGCGUGAAGAUGAGGGGUCUGAAGGCAGAGACAAAUGGAACAGCCAAGCCGAACAAAGUGGAUGAGGAUCUGAAAUGGGUAGAAGAGAAUAUACCCUCUUCAAUGGCAGACGUUGCACUUCCCCCCCUACUGGACUCUGAUGAGGAGACCAUGACAACCAAAUUUGAGAUGUCCAAAAUGGAAUAGACGGAGGGAGACGAUGCGCACUGCUGACAGACAGUACAGUAUGUUGGACAACCCUAUGUCUGUGUAUGAAGGAUAUUAUAAUCCCUUCCUUAUGAGCUUUGUAAGCAGAGGUUGUAAAUAUGAUGGGAUAAACUAUGACGUAAUGAGCUGACUACUUUUAUUUCAUUUUUUAAUGCCUGUUUAUUUAUAUUUUCGUGGAUAUAUGUUUAAUUUUUUUGAGAUUCUUUACUACAAAUGGUAUCUAGCCUUUCACCGUGAAGUGCAGAAUGUGAUUAAAUGUGAAUUUUGUCCGCAAUGUUUUUUCUCCAAUAUGCAGACUUCAUACACACACUCCCUUACAACUCUCCCCACACACAUACUCACAAUUUUUCUUUUGAUCUCUCUAACUGUCCCUCUCUCUCUUUCUCUCACUCGCUGUUACACACACACACACACACACACUGCACUACAGUCCCUGGUUCACCCUUUUCUUUCAUUUUUUAGUGGCCAUUAGUGACAUCUCACUGAUCUGUGUAUCAUACAGCCUUUUAAAGAGUGACUGUUAUCUAAGCGGGUGAAAUGCUCCAGACAUUAUAGUCAAUACACAGUGACCUGCCUGAGGGCAGAUUGUUUUAUUGUGUCUGUUCCCACUGAUAACAACCAACUAUCUGGUCAACACAUCCAAUAAGGAGACCCCCGGGGUGUUUUUCUUACAGCUGCCACUUAGUAUUCACAACAAUAUUGUAUUACAGUUGUGUUAUAUUGCCAAAAAGACCUUUAAGUCAUAUUGUGAGCUUGUUUGUUAAUAAAUGAACUGCUAACACACAUACAAAAACAA
Molecule: messenger RNA, 2853 nt
Organism: Coregonus clupeaformis (lake whitefish)
Lineage: Eukaryota; Metazoa; Chordata; Actinopteri; Salmoniformes; Salmonidae
Product: transmembrane protein 87A
Exons: 21
Coding region: 246-2036 (596 amino acids)
Biological process (GO): retrograde transport, endosome to Golgi
Cellular component (GO): membrane; Golgi apparatus
Source: RefSeq, a predicted model, not a curated record